AUGCGUGUGGGGAAGAGAAAAGGGUACCACAGGAGCCUCCCAAUCACCCGCAUGCAGCUAUUGACUGGUUGCAUGGAGCAAUUAAACUACCGCAUCUCUCCGAUGCAUGUACAGGGGCAAUCCGCCGACGCCAGCAGCCUCCCCGCCGACGACAUGCUCGGCGACUCCGGCGGCAUAAGCGGCGGCGGUCCGUGGUCUGGCCGCAUCCAGUGGGCGCGGGAGGAGACGCUGGCCCUCAUCAGGAUCCGGUCGGAGAUGGCCGCCGCCUUCCGCGACGCCGCAGUCAGGGGCAGGGCUCCCCUCUGGAUCUGGGAAGAGGUCGCCAGCAAGCUUGCGGAGCUUGGCUACGAGAGGAGGAGCGCCAAGAAGUGCAGGGAGAAGCUUGGGGGCAUGAACAGGUCCUACAAGCGCGCCGAGAAGAGCCGGGCCGGCAGGCAGGACGGCAGGAGCUACCCCUUCUCCCAGGCGCUCGACGCGCUGCACGCCGCCACCGCCCGCGCGUGGCUACAGAAGCACCAGGAGCAGCUGCUGAUGGUCCUUGGCGGCCGCGGCCCCCCGCCGCUGCACGCCUUCUCGGCGCCGCGACCGAUGAGCACAAUGCCGCCGCCGCCGCCGCCACCGAGGUUCCCCAUCAUGCCGGCUCCUGUUUCCUGGGCGGCGCCUGCGGCGGCGGCGGAGCUCCCCCAGCCACCUCCCGUCUGUCUGCAAAACCUGAGCUUCCCGUUCAUGUCCGAGUCUGAGUCGGACGACGACGGGUCCGGGGAUGGCGAGAUGGCGGCGGCGACCGGCGACUGCCCGGAUGGCCUCGGCAACCGCAAGCGCAAGCGGGGCGGCGGCAGGGAGAAGAUGAUGGCUUUCGUGGAGAGGCUGAUGAAGCAGGUCGUCGGGUGGCAAGAGGAGAUGCAGCAGCGGUUCCUGGCGACCAUGGAGAAGAGGGAGGCGGAGCGCGCGGCGCGGGAGGAGGCCUGGCGCCGGCAGGAGGUGGCCCGGCUCAAGCGCGAGCAGGAGCAGCGCGCGCACGAUCGCGCCGCGGCGGCCGCACGCCACGCCUCCAUCAUCGCCUUCAUCCAGCGCGUCGGCGGGCAUGGCGCGCAAGUCCCGCCCGUCGUCUUCCCUACGCCCACGCCGCUCCAACGCCAGCCACCGCCGCAACCUCGACAGAAGCUGCCGCCGCCACCGCCGCGGCGAGCCACGCCGCCGCCCCAGCCGCAGCCCAUCCCAGCCGCGCCGCUCCAAUGGCAGCCACCGCCGCAACCACCACAGGCACAGCACAAGGAAACGAUGCAGGAAGAAGCGGAUCGACCCCGACUUCCGCUGGCUCAUCAGCACUCGCCCUGGUUCCCGCCGCCAUGGAGCAGUGCUUCCCCCAAGUUUGCAGAUCACACCUUGCAGCAGUCGUAG
Molecule: messenger RNA, 1401 nt
Organism: Triticum dicoccoides
Lineage: Eukaryota; Viridiplantae; Streptophyta; Magnoliopsida; Poales; Poaceae
Product: trihelix transcription factor GTL1-like
Exons: 4
Coding region: 1-1401 (466 amino acids)
Source: RefSeq, a predicted model, not a curated record